Messenger RNA from Protopolystoma xenopodis, 831 nucleotides. The record is from the annotation of a GenBank genome assembly. NCBI's taxonomy places the organism in Eukaryota, Metazoa, Platyhelminthes, Monogenea, Polystomatidea, Polystomatidae.
GCACGCCUCUGGAGCUCUGAUCCAAGCAGUUCAGCUGGUUUGAUUCCAAGUCCAGAGUUGCAGGAAUGGCGAACUGCAACCAGGGCAGUUGAACGUUCCAGAAGCGAUCAUUCAGCAGUACAAUGUGGCGCUUGGCUCGGCCGCAAGAAACGUAAUGCAAAGGAUAAAUAUCGAGCUAAGCACGCUGCUGUAUUUGACCAGUUAGAUCUGCUAACAUAUGAAGAAGUUGUUCGUUUGCCACACUUUCGUAGGCGUACGUUGGUGCUCCUUGGCGCACAUGGGGUUGGGCGUCGUCAUAUUAAAAAUUGUUUAAUACAGUCAGCUCAAGAUAAAUUUGCCUAUCCGGUACCUCAUACUACUCGUGUUCCACGAAAAGACGAAAUAAAUGGAAAGAAUUACUACUUUGUUACGCAUGAAGAAAUGAUGAAAGAUAUAGCAAAUAAUGAGUAUCUUGAGUAUGGGACUCACGAAGAAGCAAUGUAUGGCACCAAAUUAGAUACGAUCCGACAGAUACAUGCUGCUGGACUAAUGGCCAUUUUAGAUGUAGAACCACAAGCACUUAAAGUGCUGCGAACAGCAGAGUUUGCUCCAUGCGUUAUCUUCAUCGCAGCUCCAUCGCUUAGCGCAAUGACCACAGACGUACACAAUCCCAACGAUGGUAGUCUUGAACGGCUUUCGCGUGAGAGUGAGCUACUUGAACAACAUUAUGGACACUUCUUUGAUUUAAAAAUCGUUAAUAACGACAUUGAAGAUACAAUUUUACAAUUGAAAAAAGCAAUUGAUGGAUUUCAAACGGCUCCUCAGUGGAUACCCGUGAAUUGGGUUUAUUAA